Suncus etruscus (white-toothed pygmy shrew) is the source of this 1188-nucleotide messenger RNA. It is a transcript of the gene TMEM59, whose product is annotated as transmembrane protein 59. Gene Ontology annotation, cellular component: late endosome; lysosome. Bases 40 to 1020 code for a protein of 326 amino acids. The record is from RefSeq and is a predicted model, not a curated record. Lineage: Eukaryota; Metazoa; Chordata; Mammalia; Eulipotyphla; Soricidae. Gene Ontology annotation, biological process: positive regulation of autophagy. The transcript has 8 exons.
CCCACCAGCUGAGCUUCCCCAGUGACAGAGGGAACCAAAAUGGCGCCGAGAGGGAGCCUCUGGGUCGGGGCCCAGAUGGGGCUCCCACCGCUGCUGCUGCUGCUGCUGCUCACCUUGGCCCUGGCCGGCGGCUCCGGGACCGCUGCGGCGGAAGCUUUUGACUCCGUCCUGGGCGACACGGCGUCUUGCCACCGGGCCUGUCAGUUGACCUACCCCUUGCACACCUACCCCAAGGAAGAAGAGUUGUAUGCAUGUCAGAGAGGUUGCAGACUGUUUUCCAUUUGUCAGUUUGUGGAUGAUGGGAGUGAUUUAAAUCGAACCAAAUUGGAAUGUGAAUCAGCAUGUACAGAAGCAUAUUCCCAAUCUGAUGAACAAUAUGCCUGCCAUCUUGGCUGCCGCAGUCAACUACCGUUUGCUGAACUGAGACAAGAGCAUCUCAUGUCCCUGAUGCCAAAAAUGCAUCUGCUCUUCCCUCUAACUCUGGUGAGGUCAUUCUGGAGUGACAUGAUGGACUCUGCACAGAGCUUCAUAACCUCUUCAUGGACCUUUUAUCUUCAAGCUGAUGAUGGAAAAAUAGUUAUAUUCCAGUCUAAGCCAGAAAUCCAGUAUACGUCACAGUUGGAGCAGGAAUCUACAAAUUUGAAAGAAUCAUCAUUAAGCAAAAUGUCCUCAGAUCUGCAAAUCAGAAGUUCACAAACACACAGGAACUAUCUUGAAGAUGGAGAAAGUGAAGGCUUUUUAAGAUGCCUCUCCCUUAACUCUGGGUGGAUUUUAACCACGACUCUCAUUCUCUCCGUGAUGGUAUUGCUCUGGAUUUGUUGUGCAACUGUUGCUACAGCUGUGGAGCAGUAUGUUCCCUCAGAGAAGCUGAGUAUAUAUGGUGACCUGGAGUUUAUGAACGAACAAAAGCUAAACAGAUAUCCAGCUUCUUCUCUCGUGGUUAUUAGGUCUAAAGCUGAAGAUCAUGAAGAAGCAGGACCUCUGCCUACAAAAGUGAAUCUUGCUCAUUCGGAAAUUUAAGCUUUUUCUUUAAAAAUAAACAACAGCAAUGAAGCAAUGACAACAAGAAAUAUGUAAUAGACAUCUAAACUUUCAUUUCUCCUAGAGCUUUUAAGAGUGGUUUCAUUGGAUACAGGGCUUAAAAUCACUAUGAAAUGCAAAUAAAGUUACUCAAAAGUUUGAAGACUA